AUGGAAGAAGCAUGUGAAGCAGGAAUUGGUGUUAUAGCAGAGCCAGGUGGCAGCAUCAGAGAUCAGGAGGCCAUAGACUACUGCAACAAUUACGGAGUUUCAUUACUUUUACCCAUGUUAGGCAUUUUAGGCACUGAAGAGUUUUAUAUAGAUUUUUUUACUUCGCCCUUAAGUUGGCAUUGUCUUGAAAAUGUCGAUUUUGAUCAUGACCCGAAACUACUUGUCCUAAGUCUUAACACAUACCAUCAAUUGUCUUUGUGA
This is a messenger RNA of Linum tenue, 261 nucleotides long. The record is from the annotation of a GenBank genome assembly. Lineage: Eukaryota; Viridiplantae; Streptophyta; Magnoliopsida; Malpighiales; Linaceae.